UAAAGUUCUCCAACGAUCUCUCCUUGAUAUCAUUAUGAAUUUGGAGGGUGGAAAAAUGGCAGCAAUUGCCGGCAAUGAGUUGCUGGAAGCUCAAGCCCACAUAUGGAACCACCUCUUCAACUUCAUCAACUCCAUGACUCUCAAAUGCGCCAUUCAACUAGGCAUACCAGACGCCAUCCACCGCCAUGGCCCUCACCCUAUGCCUCUCUCUCGUCUUGUUUCAGCCCUCCAACUCCAUCCGAAUAAGACCCAAUUCAUAUAUCGCUUAAUGCGACUAUUGACUCACUCUGGCUUCUUUGUAGCACAAAAACUGCCCAAAAAUAGUGGCUUAGAAGAAGAAGAAGAAGAAGAAGGGUAUGUCCUAACCAAUUCAUCUCGUCUUCUUCUCAAACACAACCCUUGCGCUGUAACACCUUUCUUACUUUCCAUGCUCCAACCAGCCCUCGUGGAACCAUGGCAGCUCCUCUCAACCUGGUUCCAAAGCGAAGACCGAACGCCAUUCCAUACGGCUCAUGGAAUGCCGUUUUGGGAGUUCUUGGGGAAUAAGGUGAAAGAUGGGGAGGGUUUCAAUGCAGGCAUGGCGAGUGAUGCGAGGUUGGUGAUGAGUGUGUUAUUGGACAAACAUAAAGGAGUCUUUGAUGGAGUUGCCUCGCUAGUUGAUGUCGGUGGCGGCACUGGAACUGUGGGCAAAGCCAUUGCAGAGGCUUUCCCACAAAUUGAAUGCACAGUGUUUGAUCUUCCCCAAGUGGUGGGUGAGUUGAAGGGUGAAGGGAACUUAAAAUAUGUUGAAGGAGAUAUGUUUAAAGCUAUCCCUCCUGCCGAUGCGCUUCUAUUAAAGUGGAUAUUACAUGAUUGGAGCGACCAAGAAUGUGUGAAGAUUUUGAAGAACUGCAAGGCUGCCAUUACGAGUAAUGGCUACAAAGGAAAAGUGAUGGUAAUUGACAUGGUGGUGGGCUAUAAAGGGAAGGAGUCGGACUCGUACGAAACUCAACUGUUCUAUGAGAUGUUGAUGAUGAUCUUAGUCGGUGGAAAAGAGAGGGAAGAAAAAGAGUGGGCUAAAUUGAUCGAAGAAGCUGGAUUUAGUGGCUACAACAUCCUCCCAAUCGUGGGCCUAAGGUCUCUUAUUGAGAUUUACCCUUGACACUCCCUUUUUAAUGGGUUAUGCUAUGUGUUGGGAUCAAGUUUGUAAAC
Cucurbita moschata (crookneck pumpkin) is the source of this 1191-nucleotide messenger RNA. Its product is annotated as trans-resveratrol di-O-methyltransferase-like. The coding region runs from base 35 to 1141 and encodes 368 amino acids. Gene Ontology annotation, biological process: methylation. Gene Ontology annotation, molecular function: S-adenosylmethionine-dependent methyltransferase activity; O-methyltransferase activity; protein dimerization activity. Lineage: Eukaryota; Viridiplantae; Streptophyta; Magnoliopsida; Cucurbitales; Cucurbitaceae. The transcript has 2 exons. The record is from RefSeq and is a predicted model, not a curated record.